Molecule: messenger RNA, 1273 nt
Organism: Paramecium pentaurelia
Lineage: Eukaryota; Ciliophora; Oligohymenophorea; Peniculida; Parameciidae
Source: the annotation of a GenBank genome assembly
UAAUGAAAUUCAUUGCACUAGCGAUGUUAGUGAUGUUAGCAACAUCACAAGAAUUCGUAGAAUUUUACUCUGCUUUUUCAAAUGCAGAUGUAGCUUAAUUGGAGGGAUGGACAAUUCAAGGAUCUUUGUCAAAAGCUUAACCUGAUAAUUUCUUUACUUGUUCAGAUGCCACUGUCUUUGGAGGACCCAAGGCAUUUGGUAAAAAUGCAAUAGUUACGAAACAAUUUUAAUUACCUCCUCAUUUUUAGAUUAAAAUAUCAGUUGAAGUUUGGAAGUAUAUAACAAUCUAAAAAUUUUAGAUUUGAUGCAUGGGACACAUAGAGAUAGUUCUUUUAUUUGGAUAAUUACCUCUGGGAAACUAUGUGGACUGGAAGUGAUGGAACAAAGAGAUGUGCAACUCCAGCAGGUGGUAAUGUAAAUUCUUUCUAAGUUGAUUAAACAAUAACUCAUAAUCAUGCAGCAUUAUUUAUUGCAUUUGCAUCUUCAGCUGAUAAGACAGCAGAUAAAGUAUAAUUUUUUUAAUAAUCUUUAGAUGUCUUGGGGUUUUAGAAACUUGAAAUUAUCUUAUUUGGCAUGUCCAACAGAAUGUGGUACAUGUCUUGGACCAGAUGCUAUUGUUUGUUAAAUGUGGGUACCUGUAUCAUCAAGUUGGAUAAAGAAUGUAGAAGCUGAUGGAUGGAAUGUUAAAGGAUCUUCAAAUGUUAUUAAAACAAGCACUUGUGCAGGAAUUCCAAUUGUUGGUGGUCCUGGUAAUUUUGGUAAUAAUGUGUCAAUUUAAAAAAUCUUUGAUAAGCUUGUACCACAUUAUAGAAUUAAAGUGAUAGCAUAAUUUUGGAAGAUUGAUAAUUGGGAUAAUGAUAAUGCAGUUUUGUAUAUUGAUAAUUAAGAAAAAUGGAAAUAAAAUGUAGCUUAAGUAGAAGAUAAAGAAUUCUUCAUUUGUGAUAAGAUUACUCCAGGAGGUGUUGAUGCAACAGAAAAGAUUAUUAAUGUAAACUUUGAAUCUCCUCAUAAUUAUGGUGCUGCACUUGUAAAAUGGACUGCCACAACCAAAAAAUCAUCAAAAUAAGCAUCUUGGGGUAUAAGAUAAUUCCAACUUUAUGUUGCAUAAUGUUCAAGUAACUGUGCAACAUGUACUGGACCAAGUGCUGAAGAUUGUACAGCUUGUGUUUCUCCUUAUAUAUUAUUGGAUCCAGAAGAUGGAAAUGGUUCAGGUUGUAUAUUAAAAGGAGAUUGGGUUGAAUUUACAUCAGAAUUUUAAGGUUCAAGUUGGACA